ACAGUUGACGCACAGCAAUGAGGCAUAUCCGUGGCCAAGCGGCACCGGAACUGAUGUUUCUCCUUCUCGCAAUUCUUGCGCUGUGCAGUGUCUGCCCUUUGUCGCUUGCCUGGAAGCCAAUUGCAGUCUCCUCGGGAUCGGGCAGUGGCAGUGGCAGUGGCAGCAGCAGCACAGCCUCCUACAGCCUAAAGCAAUCCCAUCCGGGAUCGGCUAGUAGCAGUCACGAGCUGGCCACAAGCUUUGCCCAAUUUGGUGCUGGCAAGGACUCGGAGGAAGUCGGCGGCGCAGGCGUAGGAGGCGGCGAGGAUGAACUGCUUCUGGCUCGCUCUGCCAUCGUGAAUGGUGUGGAGCAUUCAUCGUCGCUGGGUCAUCCCAUAACGUUCGGUGACCAUGUGGAGGAUCAGUACGAGUCCUACAGCAUCGAGGAUGAGGCGCAUAAGGAGCCACAGCUAACCUUUACGCGCUCACCGCUCUACGGCUCCGAUCGGUGCAGUGUGAAAAAGUUUGCCUUCAAUCAGGACGGAGAGGUGGAGUACGGGAGUCCGUUGCUGCCCGAGUUGGAUCAGUUUACGCUCUGCUUCUGGAUGCGUUUCACCAAUCACAGCGGGGAUCAUGUCCUCCUGACCUACGAGGCUGGCAAGGAACCGCGAGAGAUACAAAUCUGGGUCGCGAAUGCGCAGAAUUCCAGUUUCCUUUCGAUGGCCAUAAAAGGUCAGCAAAUGUACAGACUCAACUAUCCGCUGAGAAUGCGCAAGUGGCACCACAUGUGCACCUCAUGGAAUGGAAAGACGGGCGAAUGGCAGGCCUGGCUCAAGGCAGAACGCAUUGGGCGUGGCUUCCACAACUCGCUUGUGGGCCAUAAAAUUCCAGCAAAUGGAAAGCUACGCUCUGGCGGCAACUCCGUCACCGGCGACGUCAGCCACGGCCUGCACUUCGAGAUGACAAUGGUCCAGGUCUAUCGCGUGGCCCUCAGUGCCGGCAAGGCCCACCGUGACCACAAGCAUCAUCACGUGCAUCAUUUCGAUCAUGAAGGCCAGGAGGUAUCCAGCACAGUGCGUCCUCCGCCCAUAAUCAAUCGACCACAGCCAAUGCACACGCUGCUGGCCAGUGGCCAGAUACCCACACGUUUGCGCAUCAAUCUGGCCAAUCCACCGAGCGACGGAGCCGCUGCGCCGGCUCCUGGAUCCGAUGCAGCACAGCAGCAGCAGCAGCAGGCCUUUACAUUCAACACAAACUUUGUGAACGGCCAGAUCAAUGCGGGAUCUCGUCUGGUGGCACAGCAACUGCUGGGUCUUCCCUCAAAGAAUGGCAUUCCGCAGCAGCAGCUGCAGUCCACGGGCAGUCGCUUCCAAAUGCUAAGCAAUUCGGCGAAUGUUCAGUUCAUCGACGAGACAGAGACUCACAUACAGUUCAAGCGAGCAGCAGCAGCAGCAGCAGGAACAGGAGCAGCAGCAGCAGCAGAUGAGAAGAAGCUGAAGAAGCGCGGACUGGUGCUGCUGGACGAUGGUUCCGUGGUCGAUGAUGGCACAGACACCGGCGAUGCCGGCGAGAUCUACAACGGACUCGCCGACUUCGGCGGCCAGCAAUUCAAGCAGGAGCUGACCCUCAAGAUGAGCCUCGAGGAGGAGAUCAGCACGCACGAUCGGGAGCCCGCCGAGGAGGAGGUGAAGGCCGUCAUGGCCAUAUGCAGCAGCUGUCAUGCAGAGCCCUUCCAGGGUGCCAUUGUCUUUGCGUGGAAGGAGAUGCAGGAGCACAUGAAUAAUGCACUCAAGGGCCUCAGCGUGGGCACCUGCGGCAACUUUUAGUUGCAGUCCCUAGCUAAGU
This is a messenger RNA of Drosophila subobscura, 1824 nucleotides long. RefSeq lists its product as uncharacterized. The record is from RefSeq and is a predicted model, not a curated record. The transcript is spliced from 5 exons. The coding region runs from base 18 to 1805 and encodes 595 amino acids. NCBI's taxonomy places the organism in Eukaryota, Metazoa, Arthropoda, Insecta, Diptera, Drosophilidae.